UAAUGAGAAUGCUGUACUACGGGUUGGUUUGAGUUCACAACAUCUCCAGAACGCAAUGAUUGGAUCUCCAGUAACCUAUUCUCAAGCUGCACAGGGAGUGGUCGUUGAAUUCACUGUAGACCCAAUCGCCAUCGCUCGCUACGUGAGUUUUGAUAUUCCAACCGAUGAGGGCGCAACAUCAAACUUAGCGCUUGCCGAGGUCAAGGUUGAAGAAAUCACUGAAAGUGGAAGUGGAGACACCUUUUUAGCUGCUCUUCCUUUGUCCGGUAAUCCAAGUCGUCAAAGUUCAACUUAUAAUCAAAUGAGACCUGCCUCGGAAGCUCUGGAUGGAGAUCGGUCAGGUUUGACCUUCAGCCGUACAGUUUUUGAACUGAACCCUUGGUGGAAGGUGGAUCUUGUGGCGGAAUAUUGUCUCGGCAAAAUCAGAGUUAUGAACAGAAAACAUAAUUUAGUCGUGAGUGACACACUUGGUUCGCAAAACAGGUAG
Asterias rubens (European starfish) is the source of this 487-nucleotide messenger RNA. RefSeq lists its product as uncharacterized. NCBI's taxonomy places the organism in Eukaryota, Metazoa, Echinodermata, Asteroidea, Forcipulatida, Asteriidae. The record is from RefSeq and is a predicted model, not a curated record. The transcript has 4 exons. Bases 56 to 487 code for a protein of 143 amino acids.